Messenger RNA from Peronospora farinosa, 657 nucleotides. Lineage: Eukaryota; Oomycota; Peronosporomycetes; Peronosporales; Peronosporaceae. The record is from the annotation of a GenBank genome assembly.
AUGGCUAAGAAGAGCAGAGGUGCUGUAAAGAGAAAGAAGAAUGAUGGAAAGAAAGGAUCCGGUAACAAGCCUCGGAAAGUUGGCAUGUUUCAAGCACUUAAGAAGCAGGAAAAGAGAGCUGGUGUAGUUGAGAUGAAGAAGAGUGAUAGUUACAAGAUCAAGCGGAAGGCGACGCCGGGGUCGAACGAGUUCCGUAACUUUGACGAACGAAUGGCUGCAAAGAAUUCACGACGACCACGUUUAGCACUUCAGGAUACUGGUGUCGCAUCUCUGACGUUUGUGAUGGCACCACCAACGUUUGAAUUCAACGUCAACACUAUGCAGCCAACACCGGCACUGCGUGAAGUGGAAGGUUUUCACGGCUUUAUGUCUGCACUGAACGCACCAAAAGAUGUGCCAAUAGUACACCAGGACCACGUAGUCCGCCAGUCCAAGCCCAUGCAGUGUGACUACCAAGGCAGCAACGUGUUUGCAGUGCUGGACGACGAUGAUGAAGAGCAGCACAAGAAGACAGAGACGAAUCGGCAGCCAGGACCUAUAUUCAUGCAGCCAGCGACGUUCACUCUCGCACCCGUCAAGUCGACGAAACUUUUGCUGCAGUCUUCACUUCGACAGAGUAUACAGCCAGCAGUAGUCGAGAUAGACCCCGAUUUAUAG